GGCAACCAGUCAGUAGAUCCACUAUUUCUAGACUUUACAAGAAAUAUGGCAUUACUCAUAAGAAGAUAGGUUAUCACUAUUCUGAGCAACAAUCUUUCCUUGAAAAGAUUAAACCUUUUGUAGAUAAAGUUAAGAGUUUAUCACUCUCACAACUUAUGGCUGAAGAUGAAUGUGCUUUCUAUUUAAACGAAGCACCUCGGAGAGCUUGGGGUUGGAAAGGAGAAAGAAAAGGAACUAAAGCAGUAGACUUUCAUGAUUUCAUUAAAGAGAUUUAUUUUCUCAAUGAUGAAAAGUAUUAUUUGCUGUUAGAUAAUGCCAGCAUUCAUAAGGCGAUCAAGGCUUGUUUGAAGAAAGAUAGACUGCCGAUUAGAGAGUUAUUUACUCAAAUGAAUAUUGAUCCUCUUUAUUUAGUUCCUUAUACUCCUCAACUAAACCCAGUUGAACUAUGUUUUAAUUUCCUAAGAAAGUUUGUAGAAGAACAUGAACCAAGAACUUAUGAAGAACUAAAAUGA
Ambispora leptoticha is the source of this 512-nucleotide messenger RNA. NCBI's taxonomy places the organism in Eukaryota, Fungi, Glomeromycota, Glomeromycetes, Archaeosporales, Ambisporaceae. The record is from the annotation of a GenBank genome assembly.